GGCGCUGUGACGGGAGGCGGGGCCAGCAGAGGACAGACACCGCCCGGGAACGACGUUGAAAGACCCGGAGAGAAAUCUAAAGAUUGCCGGGACUGGAACACGGGGGACCGAGCGAGUCUCUCCCGCCGGUAGAGGACGAGUGGUCGCCGCGAGGCCCCCGUACACCUGUCACAUGACUGUAUUGAGUCGGUAGAGCCCCACCAUGAUGUCCGCCUCCAGGGCUCUGCAGCAGUGGUGUGCCCAGCAGUGUGAGGGAUACCCGGGAGUCCGGAUCAGUGACCUCAGUUCCUCCUUCCGGGAUGGUCUAGCGUUCUGCGCCCUCAUACACCGCCAGAGACCCGACCUCAUAGACUUUGGUGCCCUCUCAAAAGAAAAUGUGUUCGAGAACAACCGGCUGGCUUUUGAUGUGGCAGAGCGUGAGCUGGAAAUACCGGCAUUGCUUGACCCAUAUGACAUGGUAUCCAUGAAAGUUCCAGACCGUCUUAGCAUUAUGACCUAUGUAUCUCAGUAUUACAACAUUUUCCGGAAUUCCAACCCAGCCGGAGUUCCUCAGUUCAAACAGACCUCCCCACUGCAGCAAGGAGAUAGUCAAGUUGCACAGCCUCAGGGUAGUUUGGAUACCACAAGUCCAGCCACUCGUGUGGCACUGAGCAGCACCUGUGCCUUAUGCCAGCAACAUGUUCACCUUGUACAGAGAUGCUUAGUAGAUGGAAAGCUGUAUCAUCGGCAGUGUUUCAGGUGUAAAGAAUGCUGCAGCACUCUACUGCCAGGUUCUUAUCGACCCGGAUCUGAGACUGGCACAUUUGUGUGUACCCACCAUCAUCGUCCUCGGACAGGUACCAGCAGUCCCGAGUCUGUUGAAGAAAAUUCUAUGCAAAAUGCAGUCCAAAGCCCACCUAAACCACGCGCUCCUCCAAAACCUCCUCUUCCGAACAAACCUCAAAAAGAGCUUGAUACAGAUGGUGCACCAUACACGCGACCUGUGCCAGCACCAAGGAAGACUAGUGAUGUAGCCCCUCAGCCUCUGCCUCGAGCUCGAUCUGCAGCAGGGCAGAGUCCUGCACGGCCAACAAGUUUUGUGAAUGGUGAACAGCAGAUAUCAACUCCACCAGUCCCUAAGCCGAGAGGUAGACAGAGGUCUGUGGAAAGGGAAGAUGAAGGAAAACCUAAAAAUCCUCCUUGGAUUUCUUUGGUGGCAGCAAGUGAGCCUAAAAGAAGGGCUGCCCCGCCACCUCCAUCUGCAAUACAGAUUAAGGAUGAUGUGGAAAAGGGCUCCAAAGAAUCAGAAGAAGUUGCAAGUCAGAGCCCAUCAAAACCUGAACCCUACAAUCCAUUUGACGAAGAUGAAGAACAAGAAUCGGAUGAGAAUACUCUAAAGCCAGGUCAUCCAUGGUAUGGAAUUACCCCAACCAGCAGCCCUAAAACACAAAAAAGACCGGCACCCAAAGCGCCAAAUGCUUCCCCUCUGGCCCGUCACUCAAGUGGUCUGGCUUCCCGUCUGUCUCAUUCAGAGCCUCCUUCUGGCAGCCCAUCCCCAGCUCUAAGCACAGAGAGCCUUCCCACAGAACCCUCCACGAAGGGUCGUGAGUCGGAAAAUGUUCCUAAAAGCUCCUCAGAACCAACCAUUCACUCCCCCACCACAUCUGGACCUUCAGAUGUAGGGAACACAAACAUUGUCAACCAUUCGACAGCCAGUAGUCACGAUGCGAGUAACCUGUCUGCCAAUACCAGCCUCUCCUCAUCCAGUGACUUAGCCAAUACAAGCGAAGUACAGGAAAGCCUUUCCCCAGAAAAGAAAGAUUCCUCUUCUGACAGUCUACAAAUAAAUCCCAGCCAACAAGCUUCAUGUCCUGAUCUUGCACUAACAACCCCCUCUCCAGAAGCUAAGCAACCAGUAAAGCCUACAUGUAAAGAAAACCCCUUCAAUAGAAAGCCUUCCCCAAUCACUUCACCUACAAAUAAAAAGAGCAAGAAAGGACCAAAAACUGCACAUCGACCUGCACCAGGGCAUGGAUUUCCUCUUAUCAAACGGAAGGUUCAGGCUGAUGACUACAUCCCAGAACAUGAGAUUCAAAUGGAAAUGGAAGAGAUUGAGCUUCGUCUGGAUGAGCUAGAAAGACGUGGGGUGGAACUUGAACAAAAGCUACGAAGGAUGGAGGAUGAAACAGAUGAGGACAGUUUGUUGGUAGACUGGUUCAAGCUGAUUCAGGAGAAGCAUGUUCUGGUGAGAAGGGAGUCUGAGCUUGUAUACACGACCAAACAGCAAGACCUUGAGCAGCGUCAGGCGGAUGUAGAGUAUGAGCUUCGCUGUCUUCUCAAUAAACCAGAGAAAGACUGGUUGGAUGAGGAUAAGGAGAGAGAGCGGGUAUUAAUGCAAGAGCUGGUGACACUCAUUGAGCAGAGAAAUGCUAUUGUAAAGUGCCUGGAUGAAGACAAGCAAAGGGAAGAAGAAGAAGAUAAAUUAAUAGCAGCUAUGAUCCAAAAGAAAGAUUUUCAUGCAGAUCCUCAAAAGAAGAAGAAAGGAAAACUCAAACCUUUGAAAGUUCUUAAAUUGCUUUCCCCUAAAGACCCAAAGCAUAAGAGCCCAAAGGACAAAAAAGAUAAAGGAGACGGGGCUAAGAGGUAGAUCAGAAAUGAUGAGGAAGGGAAUAAACAAACCACAUCUUUGCCGUGCCUUCCCUUCCACUUGAGACUAAGCUGUCAAUCUCCCUAUCAAAUCACGGAGACUCCAGAUAUGAUAUGAACUACAGUCCAUAAUAGUGGGAGAUGAAUAAGGUUCUAAUUUUGCUGACUAAAUAUGCACCCAGGUAAUCUCAUUAAUAUGUCUUAUGUGAAAUGCAGGUGGUUUUAUGACUCCAAGUCAUUUAGUUAGUAAAUAAGUAACAGCUUCAUUCGGUUUACUAGACCAACAAAUAAGCAUUACCUGAAAUGUAAUGUCCUUGGGUCAGCAGAGCUGUUCUUGUUUUGGACAGCCUUUUAAUUUCUCUCACGUAUAGCGUAGCUGUCGCUCAUGAUGCUAGAAAUUUAAUGUAAAGCACUACUAUAGCACUCACUGCAAUCGAUUCUUCUUCCUUUACAAUACAUUUCUGGUUCAUUUUAGGCUUUUACAGCAUUCUAUUCCUGAACCCAAAUAAGUUCUGCUUGGUAAGAUUUUUGUUGCAUUAUUAAAAUUGCAUUUCUGCA
Molecule: messenger RNA, 3183 nt
Organism: Rana temporaria (common frog)
Lineage: Eukaryota; Metazoa; Chordata; Amphibia; Anura; Ranidae
Gene: MICALL1
Product: MICAL like 1
Exons: 16
Coding region: 203-2626 (807 amino acids)
Molecular function (GO): protein binding
Source: RefSeq, a predicted model, not a curated record